AAUCGUGGAGGGAAAGUGUCCGUGAUGGGAUCGAGUGAAUAAAACUACGCGUCCCAAACCUUUACGCCUUGCGCCGUUAUGUAGCUAAAUACACACAUUACUAGUCUAUAAACAACUCAGAGUUCAUAAAGUGUCGACGUCUCGGUUUUCACACACUGCGGGAGUCGCUGCGUGAUGUCGGGAGUAGCGGAACAGUCUGGACGGUCUCUGGUUUUCUUCGACCUGGAGACGACAGGACUGGGUCAGAGUUGUGACAUCAUCCAGCUGGCUGCAGUGAGCGGAGGUCACUCACUCAACCUCUAUGUCAUUCCUCGUUCUCGAAUGCAGCAAGGAGCAGCCAAAGUGACUGGUUUCAGGGUUCGCAGACAGAGGCUGUACCUCCAUCGCCAGCUUGUCCUCACCAACUCUCUGCGGGAGGUCCUUGUUUCCUUCAUAGCUUUCCUUCAAAUGCUCAGGCGCCCACUUCUCAUUGGCCACAACAUUCGUCGCUUCGACUGUCGCUUGCUGUACCGGGCUCUGGAUGAACUGGACCUCAGAGCAGAGUUUGAGUCAUCCAUCUCGGGCUGUGUUGACACUCUACCACUUGCCCGUGAGAUGCUGAAGGACCGCUGCCUCCAGAGUUUUCGACAGGAGAAUCUGGUGAAGGAGCUAUUGGAUGUGAACUACAAGGCCCAUGAUGCUUUGGAGGAUGUGCGGGCAUUGCAGGCUCUUUAUACUGUGCUACAGCCCACACAGGAGUUAGUUUGGAGGCACAUGUUUACUCCGGACACAAUGAAAAACAAGCCAGCUGCGGCAGUUGCCAAAGCUAACCUCCCCAGUAUGACGUCAGGACACCACCCACUGUUGGGGCAUUUCCCACAGACGAUAAAGGUCACAGAAGACAAAGCAGAGGAUAAUAAUUAGAACUCAGAAUCAAAAAUAAUCUUCUGUGUUUCUUGAUUGUUACAAGGGGUAAGUUAAGUAACUGUUGUCUUUCUGUCUUCUCAAACCAGACCAUUCUCUGUAAAACCUAGAGAUGGUUGUGUGCGAAAUUCUGAGUACAUCAGCAGUUUCUGGAAAACCUCAGACCAGCCCACCUGUCACCAAUAACGCUGCCAUGUUCAAAGUCAGUUUAAUCACCUUUUCUUCCCCUAUUUUGAUGCUCAGUUUUGACCUUAAGAGAUGCUGCCAUGUUAUUGAAUGAUGGAUAUUUGUGUUAACAUGUAGUUGAAAAGAUGUACUUAACAAAGUGACCGGUGAUUAUAGUUUCCAUCAAUAAGUUAUCAGACCAAGACUUUUACCAUAAAAUACCAUAAACAAAUGAGAUCUAUCAACCUACGUGAAGCCUUUACACUUGAGCCUAAAAUUCUCCUUGACCUUGCUUAUUUGAAGUCUGUAAAUAUCAGAUCGACACCUUUUAACGAGUUAUGGAAAUAAGAGACCACCACUGUGAAUCUGUUACACUUGCUGUAUAUACUGUAUAUAUAGAUCUGCACAUUUUUAUUUGAGGUAAAUAAAAUAGCUAAUAAACAUAUUUGUAUUGUCCCAUAUUUAACUCUCAAUUGCGCAUGAGUGCUUCACAACUACAGUUUGUAUUUAUACAUACAUAUUGAUAUGACUUUAUAUCAACAAGAACAUUUUACCAUUAUAGGUAUGCAGAUUAUUUGAUUAAACUGUCGGUUAAAUACCUCAGAGCUGUGAAAUCGAUCAUAAAAUUAACAAUUCAAUAAUUAUGCACUUGUAUUGAUGGUCAUUAGUAGAUAUUUUUAUUUGUGCUACGUGUAUUUAAGAACAAGACUAAUCUCAAGCAGAUUUUUGCGCAAUAAAACCAUCGAAAUGAUUCAGUAAAUGUCAUAGACGAUGCCCAUAAUGGUUUGAACAACAGGACAAAAUAAAAGAGCAAACAGUACAGUCAAGUAACGGAACAAACUUUUAUUAAACCAGUUUUACAUUCAUGUCCACUGUGGUACCAUGCUACAGCAUCACCAUAUUCAAAAAUGCUAAACCAUGCCCUCACUCCAAGAAUUAGUCAAACUUAAACACCAUGGCCUUCUUAUUUGUGUGCAUUUGAAGGAUGUGUUACAUGGGGUAAAUCCAACAAUACCUUUAUAAUAACCACUGUGCAAAGUCUGAGAAAUAUGUGGUGAAUUAAAAGUUAAAAUUUG
Solea senegalensis (Senegalese sole) is the source of this 2144-nucleotide messenger RNA. RefSeq names its product protein PML-like. Gene Ontology annotation, biological process: DNA catabolic process. NCBI's taxonomy places the organism in Eukaryota, Metazoa, Chordata, Actinopteri, Pleuronectiformes, Soleidae. The coding region runs from base 175 to 903 and encodes 242 amino acids. The transcript is spliced from 2 exons. Gene Ontology annotation, molecular function: nucleic acid binding; 3'-5'-DNA exonuclease activity. Gene Ontology annotation, cellular component: cytoplasm. The record is from RefSeq and is a predicted model, not a curated record.